Molecule: messenger RNA, 4974 nt
Organism: Cladophialophora bantiana CBS 173.52
Lineage: Eukaryota; Fungi; Ascomycota; Eurotiomycetes; Chaetothyriales; Herpotrichiellaceae
Exons: 2
Coding region: 1-4974 (1657 amino acids)
Biological process (GO): carbohydrate metabolic process
Source: RefSeq, a predicted model, not a curated record
AUGGGCUUUUCGAGUCGACGCCCAAUUCUGCCUGCGCCUACAGACUCUUUACUGGAGUCGGCUGACGACACUGGCCACGGUACGGACCUUGGGACCGAUCUGUCUCGACGAAGCGAGAAGACCUCCGAGAUCAUUCCUGACGACGGGAGCCCAAUCACCAUUACCCCUGCCCCGAAGCGCAACAUAGGAAAACUAACAAAGUCCGGUCAACAAUCUCAAACUUCAUUGCUUAUUGAGUUAUUUGAAGGAGGUAAAGCAUCCGAUUCUGGGCAGAGAAGGCCCAGCUUACGAGUUCGCUACACACCAUCUCACUCUCGGAAGAACAGAGAUAAAAGCGACCGCCACAUUCUGGUCACCGAGUCUCCGACGGCGAGGCGGCCAUCCUUCAGCCACCGCAUUUCACUUGGAGGAAACGAGACUCUUGCGCCGAACGUCAUUGAGGGCAGCAUCAGUUCUUUGGAUACAGGCGACGACUUCAGGCCUGCCGUGCCUGUCGACAUCGAAGUCUUACAAAACGAGGACAGCGACAGGUCCGUCUUGAGCUCACUUCCUGAGACCAGAUACAUAAUCCCAGAAUCCGACAUUUCGUCUAUGCCAGCAGAGAGCUCUCUAGGACCCAAUCCACCUAUCAACAUGUCCCCUUCCAGCCAGAGCGUCAGCAUCACCCGAGGUAUGUCUGCUGAAGGGGCAUCUUUGAAACCACCUGUUAUUCCCGCCGAACGUAAUCUGAGCAACGAGCGAAUCACGCAGAAAGUCAUCGAAAAGUUGAGCAACAAGCCACGCGUUUCGAGUAAUGGAAAGCGUCAUCAUAGCAGCCAUAGUGGAAGUCGGAGCAGCGCGACCAGAGAACCGGAGUCUAUGCACGCCGAACCGCGAAUUCGUGUCACCAAAAACGUCGACGAUGACUCCAUGCAAAGCAUGACCGGUUCUAGUAUUGUCAGCGGCUCUCAAAUGUCUGCAGACCCGCGGGCCACAGACCAACGAUCGGCCCGCUCAGGGACAUCAAACGUCUCUGUCACGAACAACCCGAAACUGCUUCACGCCGUUGAAGAUGCCAUCCGAAGGCUUAUUUUGCCCGAGCUCAAUGAAUUGCGCCGAGAUCAGAAGCAUUCCCACCGAUCUCGGCAUGAUAAAUAUAGCAAUCCCGAUGUGUCGUCGAGUACCCUAUCGCGAGAGGACAGGACGCGUCGCAGAUCAUCAGGGGGCAAAUCCAAACGUCGAGUCAGUCGAGAAGCUGAAGGUGGAAUGCCUUCAGAUUCGUCUCGUCGUCACAGACGUCACAAGACGGUCGACUAUGAUUCACCUUCUGAGCAAAGCUACGAGCCAUCUGAGUCUGUCGACAGCUUGGGCGACGAGAAGAGGUCCCGAAGGCACUCCAAAGGCCGACGUGCCCGUGAUGUCGCAGCUGGGUCCGUUGGUGGCGCAGCCCUGACCGCUGCCGCUCUGAAAUCGCACGAUUCGGCCUCGAGUCUGGACUACUCGGAGCACCGCAGACGGCGGAGGAGCAAAUCCCGUAGCAGCCGCAGCGCAAGCUAUACAGAGAAGGAGGACGCUUUCCAGAAACAUCAAGUGCCACCCAUGCCCUUCGUCAGUGAAAUUGGUACUGAUCUCACUCGAAGCUCGCUUAAAUCCUCAAAUGAUGGCCGCGCCGAGACACCAACCCGGCGUGAGGUGCGUGAGGUGAUACGCGGAUCUCCUCUCGAACUUUCGUCGCCAGCAUCUCAAACGACGCCCACCGCCAACGCUCUCGAUCUGAAAAGGGGACUCGGUACCCACCAUGGUAAUUUUUCAGAGCACGAUUUGUCGACCCACGACUUGUCCUCAAAGAAAGAAAUGUUCGAUGAGGAUACUUUUGACAAACCACAUGAGCCUGAAGAGCUGGAUUUUGCUACUCAUGGUUUUGCGGCUUUAACAGAUCCAGAAAGGGCUCGUCAAUAUGAGAGGAAUCUUCAUCAGCAGCAUCCCAUUAGACGGGGCCUUAGUCCGAUACAGAGCGUUGCCAGUUAUGCGACUACGGAACCCAAUCGCAACUCCUUGAUGCAGGCACACAGCUCGGAGUCUUUGCACUCGCCGGGCAAACAUCCUGAAAUGGAUGACCAAGUCUCCGUCUCUUCCUUGUCAUCAGCGCCCAGUACUGACCUGGCCCGCUCUAGGCGGCCUCAAGGGAUGAGCUUGGAGAGCCGGAGUGAGGUCAUGGCUCAACAUGUGAGCUCGCUUGAAAGCACUCCUCGCCAAAUGGAUCCACACGCUGCUUUUGGAGAACACCACGAAGACGACAGCUAUCGUGACUCGCCGUAUAUCGACAAAGUCACUGCAGGCCAACAGGUUGUCGCUAAAGGCAUCGGGGCAACAGCGCAGUAUGUGGAUGAACCGUCAGGUGUCGAGUCCGCUGUUGCAUCGCUAGUCGAACCUUCUCUCCUCUCCGCCGACUAUACAUAUUCACCACGUCACAGCCAGACGGAUUCGCUUGGCGCUCAUGAGAUGGCAAGUCCUCUAUUAUCCCACAACGAUUACAUGUCGAGGCACAGUGGCAGCCCGCUGAAACGACAGCUUUCAAACCAUAGUGAGAGCCUACACGGGCUCGCUCCAGGAGCAGCGGCUGUGAUGACGUCGCCACCUCAGAGUCCUGCUCGCUCACUUGAACAUUUGGAGCAAGCUUCCGCUAAAUCAGCGCACCCUGCACCUCUUGCUACCAGUAAUGUGCCCAGCGGUCAAGUGGAACGUUCACCCGAGUCAGACAUCACCACGAAUCCGUCUAUCAUCCGAGGCCCGAUUGGCGGCCUCACACAGGGCAAUACUGAGCACUGGCCUUAUGAUCCAACACCUCCACACUCUCGAGCUAACCUGGUGCUUCCGCCGGUGAGUCGCGACAUCGGCUCCGCUGGGGCUGAUCUCAUCCCUGAGCCCUUGUCCACCAACCGUGAUCAUGACUUUGAUCCGAAACGUGACCUCUAUUUGCAACCCCAGCCUCUGUCAACUCCUCCAGGGGCUAAGGAUGAGGGCUAUGAAACUGGAGCAAAUGUACCAUCGCCAGGCCUUUAUUCCCAAGGCCGAGGUGUUCAAGACGACACCUUCACACCGGAUAUACCACUCGACCAUUCUCCUAUUGCAGACGAUCCCUUUACGGCCCAGCGAGAUCAGUAUGUUAGUGGUCUUUCGCAUGGCAUGUCACCCAUGUAUGACAGUGCAACAGGCCGCGGCCGUGAUAAUAUCCAAUCAAAGGAUAUUGUGGCUCUCAUGGAUCAUCUUACAAUGCGCGACGCCCAGCGAAAUGCAAGAGAUACGGAAAUUCUCGUGACUCUAGUUCGCAGCGCUGCUGAGAUGCGUAACUCCUUUGAAGACAUGAAAAAGUUCAUUGCAGAACAGGACGAUCUCAUCAUGGACACUGCUGAUAGGCAACAUGAAAGAACCCAAAAGAUCAUCGGCGGGCCGCGACCACAACCCAUCGCUGCUCCUCGCCCGACAAUGUCGGCAACCUCCGAGGAAGACAUGCCGUCGAAGCGUCGCAAUGUAUUCCAACGUGCGCUUAGAGGCCUUGGAGCCAAAAACUCGCUGGAAUUGCAAAACAUUGAGGCAAUGCUGAUGCGGCUUUUGGACGAAGUCGAGGCAUUGAGGGCUUCACAACCGAGAGCUGUUGCAAGAGAUCAGCCUAGAUCUACAAGCUUGACGUCUGCAGAAAACACUCGUGCUCCUACAGACACAGGAUAUGAACCAGAGGGUCAGGCAGGGACCUCAUCAACCGGUGAUCGUUCGGGCUACUUCUCGAAUAACUCCUCUCGCCAGGCCGAUUAUCGCAACCACAACAUGCGUCGAGAUUCUGGUAACCGAGUGAGCACAGUCAUGGAAGGUGAUGAAGAGUACGACGACUAUGGGAACCAUCUCGGCGCUGCAGGCGGGAAUGCACAAGUCGUGAGCCACACGCCACUGGGCACGCCACCAAGGAACGACGGAAUUCGACAAGCCAGAGGAGGUUCGGUUCCCUUGAAUACUCCGCCUCGAACGCUGGCCCAAAACACGGGAUCUUUAAGCAAUGAAAAUACUCCUCACCUCUCCGCAGGUGACGCAUCAGGAAGGAAGCACAAGUCUUUUGCAUCUUCCUUUAUUCCAAAGAUGGUCUCUCGGUGGUCCAAGACUACUUCAUCUUCUGCCGAUAACUUUCGGUCAAGUCAACAACGAGUUAGACCUUACUCAGAGCACUCUCGAUCAGGUUCCAAUCUCGGAGAAUAUGAGUACGAGCAUGAUCCUCAAGGCGAGGACCGUAUUAGGUCGAACACUUCGUUCAAUCGGGAUCAAUACGAGGACGUGGAGAAUCGACCACCAUCUCCUUUAGUACCAAGCCAGUUGUCUGACAACCCCAAGUAUCAGGCUCACCGGAACAGCAUCAACCUUCAGCACCCACAGCCUAGACAAGGGCCCACGGGUCGCUUCCAGUCGCGUUUGGAGUCUGAAGCACAACACUACAACAACGAACAAAUCUCGCCGACUUCCCAGACUUCGUCUCAGUGGGAGACCCACUUGGGGCUGCACCCUACCCAUGCCGCAACCAUUUCCUAUGGAGGACAUCUCAGUCCUAUUUCUGACUCGCCCUACUCUGCAGAGCCAGGCCAAAUACAUGAUAGCAGGAGCAUUCAAUCCGGAAGCUCUCAGGGGCCGCCUCGACCGCCGAAGAUUCCAAAUGACGAACCGUUGGUGCCGCAACGUCCGCCCAAGAUUAUGAUGAGUCCUACACCCUCGAACAGACAGCCGACUUACGUCGACCAUGUUGCUGCGGCAAGAGCCGGAAGCCCAGCAUUUGACAAGUCUCCCGUCGCCGCAUUGAGAUCGCCACAGAGUCAGGCACGAAAGCCCUCAGGGCCGAGACCCCUAGGUGGAUCAGGUGGCUCAAAGGGUGAUCUGAAUGCCAUUAAGAGAGCCAGAUUCAGAGGCAGCCCAAACCAGAUCGAUAGCGAGGACGAGGCCACUGCGGCACACUAA